Cylas formicarius (sweet potato weevil) is the source of this 759-nucleotide messenger RNA. Its product is annotated as broad-complex core protein-like. NCBI's taxonomy places the organism in Eukaryota, Metazoa, Arthropoda, Insecta, Coleoptera, Brentidae. The transcript has a single exon. The coding region runs from base 358 to 627 and encodes 89 amino acids. The record is from RefSeq and is a predicted model, not a curated record.
UCGUUGCCCUUACUGGGACACCCGGUAUACCAAGCUUUAACCAAAUAUGCGAUGUUAUUUUUGAAAUAGUUUUAUGUUUAAUUGAACCCAUCUUUUCGACUCACGCUACUAUUUUUAAAAACAUGUUCGAGAAUUAUCUUUUCAUUUACAAGACAUUUUCUUCGAUACCGUCGCAUUCGCUCGUAUUGCCAGACGAAACAAGCAAGCACGUUGCAAUAUUUUUGGAACACUCGGGAUAUUACGCGGGGUUCUUUUCGCACACCACCGGGACGAGUUAUUGAGCGAGUACUAAGGACGUCAAGACAGAAAUGGCGGGGGCCUAAUGGCGUAUUGUAUGUUCUCGGUGCGGUCUGGCCUAUGGCAGAGGGCAGCAGACGCGUCCCUUCCCAGUCUCUGGGCGCCGCGACGGCGGCGGCCCACCGUUGCGACGUCUGCGGCAAGUCACUCAGCACCAAGCUGACCUUGAAACGACACAUGGAACAGCAACACCUGCAACCGUUGAACACGGCCGUGUGCAAUUUGUGUCGCAAGGUGUUUCGGACGCUUAAUUCGCUAAACAACCACCGUAGCAUUUACCAUCGACGCCAGCAGCACCAUCAACACCACCAUCAAAAGUCGCCCCUUUAACGGCGCCGUAGAUCGCAGGCGGUCCGCCCCGCCGCCCCCACGUUGUUACGCCCCCGCUUGUCGAAAUGACGUUGUCAAGCAGUCGAAUCUUUUCUAUUUUUUAAGCAAUCGUUUGUUAUUGGUUCGAGCAAA